Messenger RNA from Strongyloides ratti, 1929 nucleotides. RefSeq names its product Prolyl endopeptidase. The transcript is spliced from 2 exons. NCBI's taxonomy places the organism in Eukaryota, Metazoa, Nematoda, Chromadorea, Rhabditida, Strongyloididae. The record is from RefSeq and is a predicted model, not a curated record. Gene Ontology annotation, molecular function: serine-type endopeptidase activity; oligopeptidase activity. Gene Ontology annotation, cellular component: cytosol. The coding region runs from base 1 to 1929 and encodes 642 amino acids. Gene Ontology annotation, biological process: proteolysis.
AUGAAAGAUUUUUUUUGGGAAAUUGGUGGUUAUCAAUAUUAUUAUCAAUAUAAUGAAAAUAAUUAUAAAUCAAGUUUAAAAAGAAAAAGAAUUUCUGAUAAACUUGAACAAGAUUUUAUCAAUUUAGCUAAUUAUAAUAAAUUAUACAAAACUGAAAUUAUAAGUUUUGCAUUUAGUCACACAAAAAAAUUAAUUGGAUAUGAAAUUUCACAAUAUUCUGGAGAUUCAAAAUUAAAAUUUAAAUAUGUAAAUGGAACAGAAUUAAAUGAUGAAUUGAUAGUUAAUUCAAUUACGGAGUAUGCUUUUGUUUUCAAUGAUACAGGUUUUAUUUAUUCUAAAUAUCCUUUUUAUACGUUUUUAAAUGGAAAAAUCCAUACAGAAAAAAGAAAUCAUUCAUUAUACUUUCAUAGAUUUGGAACAAAACAAGAAAAUGAUAUACUAAUAGUUCCAACUGGAUUAGAUGAAAAUACAGUUUUAAGAGCAAAAGUAUCAAAUGAUGGAAAUUAUUUAUUAGUAAAAUUUCAUAAUACUCUAAACGAUACAACUGCUUUAUUCUUUUAUAAUCUUCAAAGUGUAACUAAUUUUUAUACUAAAAUAAUUCUUAGUCCUUUAAUUGGUAACUAUGAUGCAUAUUAUGAUUUUUAUGAUUCAUUCGAAUCUAACAUUAUUUUUUUUACAAAUAAUAAAACCUACAAUGGUAGUAUUUUAAUUGCACAACUUCCAAAAUUAUAUAAAUCUUUACAAUUACCUCAAAUAUUUAUUAAAGAAGAAAAAGAUUUAUAUAUAAAAAAUAUUAUUCCUGUUGGAAAAGAGUAUUUGGUAUUAAUUUGUAUUAAAAAUGCAUUAAAUUAUUUAAAAAUUUAUAACAAAUAUACUAAAAUGUUUUUAAAAAAAAUCGAUGUUGGUAAAGGAGUCAUUGAAGAUGAACAUGGAGAUACAAGUAGUUAUAACUUUUACUUUUUAUUUAAUAAUAUAUAUACACCAAGAGCUAUAUAUAAAAUUAAUUUAAAUGUAAUUAAAAAUAAAAAAAAGAUAAAAGCAGAAAAAAUAUUUCAAUCUAAAUUUAAUACUUUAAUUACUGAUAAUUUUAUUAUAAAGAGAGAAUACUAUAAAGGUAAAGAUGGUAAGAGAAUACCCAUGUUAUUGUUUCAUAGUAAACAAUUACAUCUAAAUAAAAAAAAUCCUGUAAUUGUAGAAGCUUAUGGUGACAUAAGUGCUUCAUGGCAUUCACAAUAUUCAUUAGCUAAAAUGUUAUUUGUACAAAAUUUUAAAGGUAUUUGGUGUAUUCCUGGUAUAAGAGGUAUAGAAGGUUUAAAUAAUAAGUGGACUUCUGAUGGAAGAAAACUUAAAAGAAAAAACAGUUUUGAAGACUUUAUUUAUGGUAUAAAUUAUUUAAUAAAAAAAAAGUAUACUAUACCAAGUAAAAUUGCUAUUUAUGGUGAAGGUGAAGGCGGUCUAUUGACAACUGUCGUUUCACAACGAGAACCAAAGCUUAUUGGAGCUGUUGUAGCAAAAUCACCAUUAUUAGAUACAAUACGAUUUGACAAACUAACUCAUAAUAAAAAUUUACUCAAAAAACUGUAUGGUAACUUAAAUAAAAAAAAAGAAUAUUUAAAUUUAUAUUCGUUUUCACCAUAUCAUCAAUUAAAAUAUAAAAAAUAUUGUGUUAAUCAAUGGCCAAGUACUUUGAUACUUGCACCUUUUUUUGAUAACGUUUAUGGUGUCCAACAUACAACAAAGUUUUUAGCUAAAUUGUAUGAAAUUAUUAGAAAAAAUAAAAAAUCACAUCAAACAAAUCCAGUUAUUGCAUCUAUAAUGAAUCAUGGUGGUUCUCAUGAUAAAAAUAGAACUGGUGACAUACAAGUGAAUGAAUUAUAUAGAAUGCUUCUUUUCCUUCAGCAAGUAUUAGAUUUAAAGUUUAAAAAAUAA